Messenger RNA from Impatiens glandulifera, 2625 nucleotides. RefSeq lists its product as uncharacterized. Bases 1 to 2625 code for a protein of 874 amino acids. NCBI's taxonomy places the organism in Eukaryota, Viridiplantae, Streptophyta, Magnoliopsida, Ericales, Balsaminaceae. The record is from RefSeq and is a predicted model, not a curated record. The transcript has 3 exons.
AUGGCCAUUCAAAUUGGGGAGAUGUCCAAAGUUCAAGUCAGCAAAACUCAAACGCAAAUCGAAUCGGAUGCUAAAACCGCUAAAAGGCUGCAAGAGGAAGAAAUGGAAAGGAUACGGUUGCAGAAGGAGAUUGAAGACAAAGACUAUGAGUUUGCCCAGAAGUGCAACGAGGAGGAACAGGCCAACAUCCAGAAACUCCCACCGGUUCAACCGUCCCAUUCAAUGAACACAAGGAAUAAGAAGAAACGAAGCGCGGUUGUAAACGUAAUUAAGCGGGCCGAACAAAGAGCUGUUGUACCAAUCGCGUUAAAUGUGCAACCGCUUGAUGAAGAAGAAGAAGAAGAUGCUGAGGAACUUAGCCAGCGGAAGAGAAGGGCAACUGAAGGCUCAACCGCAACUCCAAGCUUCAGACCAACUAUUGCUCCACUGCGUCCUCCACUAAAACCGGUCUGUGCCAAUUUUGGGUUCAGCAAAAAGACUCCAAGCCACUCAAGUGUAUGGACCGGAAUGCUGAUUGACGCUGCAAGACGCGACAGGGAGUGGAAGGCAAGAGAAGAGGAAGAAAGAAGGCAGCGUGAACCGCUCCCACCAAACAACAUUCUCAACUCCGAGUCAAUGAGUGAGAAGACCGACAAAGCGGUUAAGCCGAAGUCUUCCAGAACGAAGUCCUCAAAAGGGACCAGUUCUUCCGCUCCGGCUGAAGAGUACUCCAAGAAAGAAAAACCGAAGAAGAAGGCGGUUGAAGCCGAAGCCUCACAAGAAAAGAAUGGAAGAAAGAAGUCUUCCGCAAAGAAGAUCUCCAGCAAACCGGCUGACUCUGAGAAAACCCUUUCCUCGGACAAAUCACCGAAGAGAACCGGGGACGUCUUUCAGCCCAUUCUCAUCAACACCGUUCGCCCCAUCUCUGUUGACUCUCAAUCACCAAGGCAAACCGAACCCUCGGGGAGCCACAAAACCGAGUCAGCAUCAAAGGAGGAAGCAGAUGUAAAUAUUAACUCUGAAAACUCCAAAUCACCAAGCAAGAAGAUCGACGAGGAACCAUCCGGUUCCGCAGGAAACAAGUCUGCCCCAAAAGAUACAACGACCCAAUCGGCCCAAGAUGGGCCAGCUGCUUCAACAAUCCCACCUGAAGGGCUAGUUCAGGUUAACAAGGGAAAAGGUGUUCUGCAAACCGGCUCCCAACCCGAGAUCACAACCGAAGGCAAGGUCACUUUCUCCGCAGAAGAAGAGGAGGAUAUGUUCGAUAGACUCGUUUGGGACAUGAACAGAGAUGCUAGUGAUCUGAUAUCACCAUACCUUCUAUGGGUGCAGCUUCGUUGUGAGACAAAGCUGUCAGAUAUGAUCCCAGGGAUGAGCGGUAACAAAGAAUGGGAGAAACUUGUAAAAUUGGAAGAAACGGCCCUAAAGAUGGCAAACACCAACCUUGUCCAACCCGCAUUCAGCAAAACCGAGGUGAUUCUCGAAUACGCUCGGUUACAAGCAGUAGAAGACGCAUUGAAGGAAGCACAAGGAGCAGCAUUAACUCCGAUUGAAGUAAGAAUGACUGAACGGUUUCAUCCAGUACGGGAAAAGAUCCUUAAAAAUCUUGACUGGCUCGAUGCACAAUGGAGAAGCAACUGCAGACACCAAUUAAUCAAUGCCGACUUAUAUCAAAGAAAACAUUUCUUUGUCGGCGGGGAGACAUCCAGGACAGUAGAACACUGGGGACAAGAUCCGCCUCAAAAUGAUAAGGCUCCGGAACUUGAGCAAGUAAAGCUGGCGGUGAUCGAAACACUUGAGUCGUGUCUUGGGAACUACAGCACCGCAACCGACGAGAAGAUUGCAAAAGCUGAAACCAACCUGUCGAAUACUAUACGGGGAACCGUUCAAUCCGAAAUGACCAACACCGUUCAAACCUCGAUCAGAUCCAUGAUAGAUGAAGCUGUGCAAACCUCCGUCAAAUCUUUGAUCACAGAGUCCAUUCAAACCGCAACCGCUCCCUUAGUCGAUAUGCUGCAGGCCAUGACUGUUCAAAUUGGGGAGUUGUCCAAACUCCAUGUAAGUAAAACUCAAGAACAUAUCAAUUCUGACGCCGAAACCGCAAAGAAACUACAAGAUGAAGAAAGGGAAAGGGAACGGUCAAGGAAAGAACUUGAGGAGAAAGAUCAUGAGCUCGCCCAGAAGUGCAAUGAGGAAGAACAUGCAACUAUCCAUGAACCCAUACCGGCUCAACCCUCACACGCCAUGAAGACAAGAAACAAGGGCAAGAGGAAAGCGGUUGCAAAGGUGUUGAAGCGGGCAGAACAAAACAGUCAACGAGUGACCGAACCAGUCGGGCUGAACGUGCAAACUCUUGAUGAAGAAGAAGAAGAGGACAUCGAAGAACUUAACCGGCGUAAGAAGAGGGAAAUGGAAAGUUCAACCGCAACUCCAAGCUCCAGACCGAUUGUUGCUCAAACGUCUCGACCACCAAAACUAGUCUGUACCGGUUUUAGAUUCGGCAAAAGAACUCCCGGCAUCUCAAGUGUGUGGGUCGGACUGCAAAUUGACGCUGCAAGAAGAGCCAGGGAAUGGAAGGAAAGGGAAGAGGAAGAACUAAGGAGACUGGAAAAAGAACUUAAAAAGGGGGGACCAUCCAAGCCUUAG